AUGCCAGCAAAUGUGACAGGAACAAAUAUAAUUAUCUUUCAUGCCGGAGAAGCUGCUGUGAAAGCUCAAUUUUUUCAAGAUCUCUUAAUUGAAAUUCAAAAUGUCAGCUCGAUAGCAUUUGAAACGAUAUUUGCUAUUGAUAUUUUUAAUGAAAUAUCAGUCUCCGUACAACAACAGCCAUUUUCUCUAACAAGUGGUAUUGUAUCAUUUGGAGCCACAGCCAUCAAGUCUAUUGCUCCAACGAUCCUCGUUACUGCUAGUUUAUUCUCUCCGAAUGCUGUUGGACAUGAUGGCUUCGAUGGUGUACAAACUCGUCCACCCAAUGCGGAUGAUCGAUAUCCAUUGCGACCAGCUAGUCUUAUAAAUAGGCACGCUGAUUAUAUUGACUUACAUGUAUAUGCUAGUGAAAAUACACGAGCAGAGUUUGAAGGAGCUGCAUUGAGCCCAGUCAAACCGAUAUUAAUUAGUGAAAUGGGAGCGUUUAAAAACAAUUAUCCGAAUGUAUCAAGUGCUGCCAUUGCUAUUCAGAAUGUAAUGAUCGAAAGUUUAAAUUAUGGAUUCGUUGGAUGGGGUACUUAA
Messenger RNA from Rotaria sp. Silwood1, 579 nucleotides. Lineage: Eukaryota; Metazoa; Rotifera; Eurotatoria; Philodinida; Philodinidae. The record is from the annotation of a GenBank genome assembly.